AUGUACGUUUUCUGUUUUGCUAUUGUUAUUUUAUUUUUUAUUAAAUUUUUUUUAUCUUAUAAAUUCGUAGUUUCUAAUCCUGAACGCCCAAAUAUCACAUCCCAAGAAGCGUGGGAUAAAUUACUUAAGGCUGCUGAUGAAAAUGAUACUGAUGAUUUCAAAGAAGCACUUGAAUCAUAUGCAAAAGUUACUCCGGAAGAAACAUUUGUGACAAUUGAGAAAAAACUAAGAUCUGCGAAUUCUAAGGGCAGAAUUAUUUCAUUUGAACGCCCGGAAAUACCGUUAACUAAGGUUUUAGUGGACCUACAGGGAAAUACUAACAAGAGAUAUGUUGCUACACCUACUUUGGUUCACCCUACCCGUCUCCCUCGUACAUCCGGAAAUCGUGCUAAUGGUCCAGAGGAGAAUUUACAAUGGUUAGCUGAUUCAGGUUUUAUGGUAGAUGAUCGUUCACCGGUUUGUUUUAACUGCAAACGGAAAGGCCAUAUAACAAAGUAUUUAAAUGUUUGUCCUCUUUAA
Molecule: messenger RNA, 519 nt
Organism: Rhizophagus irregularis DAOM 181602=DAOM 197198
Lineage: Eukaryota; Fungi; Glomeromycota; Glomeromycetes; Glomerales; Glomeraceae
Source: RefSeq, a predicted model, not a curated record